Messenger RNA from Patella vulgata (common limpet), 2003 nucleotides. RefSeq lists its product as uncharacterized. The transcript is spliced from 7 exons. The coding region runs from base 127 to 1266 and encodes 379 amino acids. The record is from RefSeq and is a predicted model, not a curated record. NCBI's taxonomy places the organism in Eukaryota, Metazoa, Mollusca, Gastropoda, Patellidae.
GGAAGUUUUCGUCUUACUUAUUUUUUUUGGGCAAAGUUUUAUAGUAACUCAAAUUGUAAUCCUAGUUAUUUCCUAAAAGGUUAAACUUACAAACUGCAUGCAUAGUGUAGAGGUGAUAAAACCAAAAUGGAUGUUUCAAAUGAGUUUAUUGACAACCUUGUGAAAAAUAUACAGUUGUUGUGUCACAAACAUGUUCCUUUUAAUGAUAAUUUAGAAAUUAUUGGACAUUUGUACCUAAAUGUUGACGGCAGUGAACGAUUGAAUUAUAUUGUAAAUGAGAGAUGUAGAAAGACAAAUCAUUCUUUAAUUUUUACUAGCAACAGUUAUCAUGCUCCACCAGGCAAUACCAGACCCGUUUCAAAAGAAAAGAUUAGAAAGUCACCAAAAAAGCAUAAAAUAUCUCCCAAUAAAGAAAUUGAAAAUCCAUGUAAAGUUCGAAGGUUAACUAGAUCAUUAAGUCAUGAAGACGCUGCUUCCUGUGUAGAUGAUUCAUUGAAUGUGUCGUUUGAUAUUCCAAACGAAGAACAGGGGGGAGUUAUUGAGAAAUCAGCUUUAGAAAAUUUCAUAAUAAUUGGACCUUCUACUGAAACAAAUUACAUACACAAAGAAAUUGACAAAUCAUUAGAAGCAGUUGAUGAUAGAUCGUUAGAAAAUGAUUCUCAUGAAGUACCAGAACUAUCUACACCAGCACCACUAGAAUUGGAUUCCAUUAAAACAGAAGAACUAUAUCUUCAGCAGAGUGAAGAUACGGCAGAGGAAUUAAUAUUAUGCUCAGAAGUAUUGAAAGUGGAGGAGGAUAGUGAUCAAGAACUGAGGUUUGAUUCACAAGAUGAUAAUAUUGACUAUACAAUAGUUGAAAUGGGUACAAAAAAAGGUAGAUCAAUGCUUGUUGAUAGUAUCGGAUAUAGUUAUAGUGUUAGGAGAAGAACAGAUAAAUCUAUUCAAUGGACGUGUACAAUACGAAAUAAGUCUAUAAAAUGUGCUGCAUCAGUUGUACAGAUAGGAGAAUCAUUUACGCCGGGACCCAAUCCUCAUACUCAUGAACCCAAACCAGGACUGUUAACUUCUACUUUAAUCACUGCUGAGGCAAGAGCUCAAGCUAACAAUGAUUUCUUUACACCAACUAAUGAAGUAGUAGAAAGAGCUAUGACGGUCAAAGGGGGAGAAGAUGACUCAUUUUUACCGAAACAGUGUAAUUUAAAAAGAAUGAUAAACAGAUAUAGACAAUUAAAACGCGUUUCUUUAUUUCCAGUGAAUUCUUCGUGAUUACUGUUGUGCUUUAUAACACAUAAAACAAACUGGUACAUCAAACAGAGCAGAGUGAAUAUGUUUUGUGCUAAUGAAGUCAAACAGAUAAUUUUGGAAACUUUUGUGUAUCAACAUGUAUUACAAUAUUUCACUUAUUGAGAAAAAUAUUAAAGGAGAAACCCUAAUUUUUGUCAAUUCUACAAAUCAGAUGAAAGUUUAUGUGUUCCCUAGAAACAGUUGUUGUUAUUUGUAUUUUAGAGGAGAGCCGAAAAAAGUUCCCCUUAAUUAACAAAUUAGAAAAAAUGGUCCCCUAAAAAAGCUCUCCCAGUUUUGAUAAGAAAAGUGAUUUAGAAAUUAAGGAGAGUGAACUGAAAUUAAGGAGAGUGAUUAGUUGUGUGUAUGGGAAAUGGUUCUGAAGAUCAAUAACUGCAUGUUAGGGGUUCAUUCCUGGAUUCAUAAAUGAUAAUAAACCCCCCAUGACUUUGUAAAGGAGAGUGAUUUUCAAUUUUAAGGAGUGGGAGAAAAAGCUCCCCCCCCCCCCGGUCGACAUUCAGGUGAGCGGCUGGCACUUGAGAGCGAUCACUCGCCGUAAAAACAAAGACUGCUAGAAAAAAGAAAACCUUGUCUACGAUAUAUGAUCAAAAAUAUUGAAAAAGGCUAAAAAUAUUUUAAAGAAUGUAGUUUGCUUUAUUUGUGAAAUCAAAACUUUUAUCUUUCGUGUUAUGACUAUGUCAUUAAAAAGGUAUUUUAGCCUA